AUGCCCGAAAUCGCAUGUUUAGCCUGCCGGCAGGUCUUCAGAUCUCGCCUCCGACAGCGUCUAAUCCAUCUUCAAGAUGGCCGUCGCAGCCUCCACAGCUCCUCGCAUCUGAAGAGCGACCGCCACGACCGGACUGUUGAGUCGUGGUAUUGGGAGACAAAGCCGCCUACGCUCCAAGAGUUGGCGGCUGCAGAAUACUUCUUCAGAAUCAACAGACCGUUCCGCCAAUGGGCCGGCGAUACCUGGCGGCAAGACGGCGCGAAACCGGGGGCAUUGCAGAUUCCUGAAGUUAUCUUCCUGGGUCGUUCCAACGUUGGCAAAUCGUCUACUAUCAAUGCUCUCGCCGGCGAAGAUCUUAACCGAGUCAGUGCAGUUCCUGGAGCGACGAAAGCCAUGGCAGCAUGGGCGUUCGCAGCGAAAACGCCCAGCGGUGGUGCGAUUUCAGGAUGGGACGGUGAUGUUUCUUCGCGACUGUCCCUGGUUGAUAUGCCAGGUUACGGGUUUGGCUCCAAGGCUCUGUGGGGCUCAUCUAUAAUGACUUAUCUGAUUGAGAGAAAGCACAUUCGCAGGGCGUUCAUCUUGCUUGAUGCCGUGCAUGGCAUGCAAGAAGGGGACCGACACCUCGUCGAGAUUCUUCGCGGCCUCGCCAUACCCUACCAGAUCGUCGCCACUAAAUGUGACCGCCUUCUCGAGAUGAAAGGCUACCAAAGCCAAGUGCGACAGGCACUGACGACUCUCCGCACCCAGGCGCAGUUCGACACCACGGAGGAACAAAAGCUAGCCUUGGGCGAGAUCAUCUGUAUGGGUAAUCUACAUGCGAGUGUCCUCAAAGGCAAGCCACCACCGAAGACGAAAGACAUACCAUUUGGCGUGCAGAAUCUGCAAUGGGCAGUACUUAGGGCCGUGGGGUUGGAUAGCUAUGCGACGGAGAAGGCGCGAAGUCAUGGUGUCCUCAAGAACAUUGCUCAGGACGAACAGCCCAGCUUGAAAAUGGACUUUGUUUCCGGAGUCGAUCUACCUCAGAAGACGACCGACUCUAUCAAGGAAGAGGAGAAGCCCGUGGUAGAAGAGACGACAGCUACAGCCAAGUCAUCCUCCUCCGAUUUGCCCGACCUCUCCAUCGAAGAAUUCAUGCGCGAGAUCAUGGGCGCACAAGCAGCACCGUCCCCAACGCCACCCACGUCCACGAAACCAUCUACAGACACCGACGCAUUGCCUGCGUGGGAGCGUCUUAUGCAGAGUUACCGGACCAGAGAACAAUCCAGGGUACAACGGCAGAUUCCUCUUCGACAGCCAGCACACCGUAUUUCGUUGCGGCUCCCAGAGAGGGCUGCGCCGACCAGACCCUCUCCAAGCUCUACAGCAGCUCAACCUACGCGGUCACACCCCACGACGACCAGCAACGAGAAAAAAUCCAUCCUCAGGGGCGCGGAUGCAUUCGAAGCGAUGAUGGCAUCGUCCGAGCCCUCAACGUCCACGAGUAGGACGCGAGGCAAGCAAAGGAAGAAGGGCAACACCAGAAAUGAUAUGCCUGUCCAGCCACCAUCGAGGACACAGUCUUCCCGGCCAGCGCUGAGCGGUAAAGGGGUACUUCGCGGCAUGGAUGCGUUCGAGGAGAUGUUCGCCGAACCCCCCAAGAAGAAGUCGCCUGCUAAAAAGCGACGGCCGUCGAAUUAG
This is a messenger RNA of Exophiala spinifera, 1677 nucleotides long. Its product is annotated as ribosome biogenesis GTP-binding protein YsxC. Bases 1 to 1677 code for a protein of 558 amino acids. The record is from RefSeq and is a predicted model, not a curated record. Lineage: Eukaryota; Fungi; Ascomycota; Eurotiomycetes; Chaetothyriales; Herpotrichiellaceae. Gene Ontology annotation, cellular component: mitochondrion. Gene Ontology annotation, molecular function: GTP binding. The transcript has a single exon.